GCCGCCUGCCUCUACCGGGUCAAAUUUCACAAUUGUGCGAGUUUGUUUCCUAUAAUAUAGCCUGGAAUUGAGUUUUGUACGAAUACGAUUGCAGAUAGCUAGUUACAAUGGGAAAACACAUCACAAUAGGAGUAGAGAUCGUCAUUCGCUUCUUAACUUUGCUGUUGGGAUCUCUUCCAGCGCUGAUAGCAUCAGCGGUGGCCCUUGGUCUCCUGACGAACGUACCCAUCCGUCUACGAGACUAUGAUUAUUAUGAUUACGAUGAUUAUGGAGAUAAAGUAAAAAUUGACGAUGUUACUGAAGACCACAAUCGACGUGCGGCGCAGCUCCGCAACAACGUUUACAUGGCCACAGGUUUGGCAAUUGGUGUAACUUGUCUGGGAGUAAUCACUCAACUGCUGUUCAUUCCUUUUCGAUUGUGGUUUUUUAGUCGUGAAAGCUUUCUCUUCAAAAUCUUCGUUGUCUUUGUAAGCUAUAGCUCCCUUUGUAACACACUCAACUGUUUUACAUUCACUUUCAGGAUAUUGUGAUCAGUUUCGUGCUGGCUGCGGGUCAUUAUUUGGCUGGUGUCAUGUUGACCACCCACAGCAAUUCUACAAAAUGGUAUUUGGCUUUGGUUAAUGUGAUGUUUGUUAACGAGGAUGACCCGGAAAAGAUUAUAAAUGCCAUGACUGCUAGUUCUGCGCUUUGCUCCAUUGCUACAUUCAUGUUCAUCAUUCUGGCCGUGUUUAAGCUCUUUUUUCUGUUUAAGGAUCGGGACAAAUCCUAUGUCAAUACAGGUUCACUGAACCCGACUGAGAAGCUUGUACAUCAGAGCUCAAUGUAACAAACCUGUUAGUUACGUAAAAACAGCUGCUUAGUGCUUAGGACAUUGUGUUUAUCAAGUGAAACAAACUCUUAGUGUCAAUAUUGUAGUGCAUGAAUGUGCACUUGACAAAAACUAUGUAUAUUAUACAUACACCACCUUCCGA
Messenger RNA from Geodia barretti, 971 nucleotides. NCBI's taxonomy places the organism in Eukaryota, Metazoa, Porifera, Demospongiae, Tetractinellida, Geodiidae. The record is from the annotation of a GenBank genome assembly.